Messenger RNA from Condylura cristata (star-nosed mole), 5541 nucleotides. It is a transcript of the gene DZIP3, whose product is annotated as DAZ interacting zinc finger protein 3. The record is from RefSeq and is a predicted model, not a curated record. Gene Ontology annotation, biological process: protein polyubiquitination. The transcript is spliced from 33 exons. Gene Ontology annotation, molecular function: polyubiquitin modification-dependent protein binding; RNA binding; ubiquitin protein ligase activity. Lineage: Eukaryota; Metazoa; Chordata; Mammalia; Eulipotyphla; Talpidae. The coding region runs from base 317 to 3934 and encodes 1205 amino acids. Gene Ontology annotation, cellular component: cytoplasm.
UCGGUGCGCUUUGUUUUCAUUUGCUUUCUCGGCCUUCACGCAGAAUGGCUGGUUUUUGUUUUGUGCAUCAUCCUCUUGCCGAGAAACGGUCGCUUCCCCCUAGUCUAGACACGAGGCUGUAAAAUGCAACUGCUGCUGAUACUGCCCCUUAGUGUUUGUCACACAUGUCUGCUCAGCUCCUGCAAAAAGACCCGAUGGAUGAGCCUCUCCUGGAAAGCCUCUCAUCGUAGAGAUUCAUCUCAUAUUUAACUUUAACAGGAGAAUAAAAUUCACUCUGCAAACACUGGAAUAAGACUUGCCAAAGAACAAGUACAGCAUGGAUUCUCUACCAGAAGAAUUUUUUGUGAGGAAUCCUUUAGAAGAGCAGACUAUGGAAGAAACUGAGAAUAGUAUAGAAAAUUCAAAUGAUCAACUGGACAAACAGGAACAGGACACAUUUACUGAUCUGGUCCCUGUUAAUCUACUAUUAGAAGUGAAGAAGUUAUUGAAUGCUAUAAAUACUCUACCAAAAGGUGUGGUACCUCAUAUUAAAAAGUUUUUACAGGAAGAUUUUUCCUUCCAAACUAUGCAGAGGGAAGUUGCAGCUAGCAGCCAGAAUGGGGAGGAAAUUGUUCCUGCUUUGACUUUAUGUUUCUUGAUAACACAACUGGAAGCAGCACUUAGGAACAUGCAAGCUACUAAUUAUACUGCACAUCAGAUUAAUAUUGGAUACUAUUUGACACUGUUGUUUCUGUAUGGAGUAGCACUCACUGAAAGAGGAAAGAAGGAGGAUUAUACAGAAGCUGAGAAUAAAUUCCUGGUAAUGAAGAUGGUGAUCCAAGAAAAUGAAAUUUGUGAAAACUUUAUGACUUUAGUUUAUUUUGGACGUGGUUUGCUUCGAUGUGCUCAGAAGAGAUAUAAUGGAGGACUGCUAGAAUUUCAUAAAAGCUUACAAGAAAUAGGAGAUACAAAUGAUCAUUGGUUUGACAUAGAUCCUAUAGAAGAUGAAGAUUUUCCUACAACAUUUAAAGUUCUUCUUAGUAAUUGUAUUAAGACAACUGAAAGUAAUAUAAUGAAGCAGACCAUUUGCAGUUAUCUAGAUUGUGAGCGAUCUUGUGAAGCUGAUAUUUUAAAGAACACCAAUUAUAAGGGUUUUUUUCAGCUAAUGUGCAGUAAAAGCUGCUGUGUUUAUUUCCAUAAAAUUUGUUGGAAAAAGUUUAAGAAUUUAAAAUAUCCUGGUGAAAGUGAUCAGAGUUUCAGUGGAAAAAAAUGUUUGAAGGAAGGAUGUACAGGUGACAUGGUAAGGAUGCUACAAUGUGAUGUACCUGGAAUUGUUAAAAUUUUGUUUGAAGUUGUGAGAAAGGAUGAAUAUAUAACCAUUGAAAAUUUAGGAGCAAGUUAUAAAAAGUUGAUGUCUCUGAAAAUAACUGAUACUGAUAUAAGACCGAAGAUCAGUUUAAAAUUUAGCGGAAAAGAUGAAAUGCCUAUCUUCAAACUUGAUUAUAAUUAUUUCUAUCAUCUGCUUCAUAUAAUUAUUAUUUCUGGUACUGACAUUGUCCGGCAAAUAUUUGAUGAGGCUAUACCACCCCCUCUUUUGAAAAGAGAGCUUCUUAUACACAAGAAUGUGCUGGAACCCUACUACAACCAUCUCUGGACCAAUCACCCUUUGGGUGGAGCAUGGCAUCUGCUUUAUCCCCCAAACAAGGAACUUCCACAGUCCAAACAGUUUGACUUAUACCUCUUAUUAGCACUCAUAAAACAUUUGAAUGUAUUCCCUGCACCCAAAAAGGGCUGGAGUAUGGAACCACCAUCUUCUGACCUCUCUAAGUCUGCAGACAUCCUGAGGCUGUGCAAAUACAGGGAUAUCCUCCUUAGUGAGAUUUUGAUGAAUGGCCUCACUGAGUCACAAUUCAAUUCAAUUUGGAAAAAAGUUUCAGAUAUUCUUCUGCGCCUUGGGAUGAAGCAAGAGGAUAUUGACAAAGUGAAGGAGAACCCCAUUGAGAAUAUCUCUCUUGAUUACCAUCAGCUGUCCAUCUACCUAGGCAUACCAGUACCCGAAAUCAUCCAGAGGAUGUUAUCCUGCUAUCAACAAGGAAUUGCUCUACAGUCAAUAACAGGAAGUCAACGUAUUGAAAUAGAAGAGUUACAGAAUGAAGAAGAAUUAAGUCCACCUCUUAUGGAGUACAACAUAAAUGUGAAAUCAAACCCUGACAUACAGCUAGCAGAAAUGAAUAAAGAUGAGGCAUCAAUACCCAGCGAAUCUUCAACAGAAUCCAUUAAAGAUCUCCAGGAAGUUAAGAGUAAACAAAAGAAAAAGAAAAAGACUAAGAAUCGAAAGAAUAAAGAUUCAGCAGAAGAUCAAAUCCCACAUACAGUAGGAAAGGAAGAACAGCUGAAGAAAGAGCAAGCAAACCAGUACACAGUCAACAGAUUUAUGAAUGAUGAUGCAAGUGAUAUUCAGGAAGAUUCUGCACCUGAAGACAAGCUCUAUAGUCUGGAUGAAUUGCAUAUUCUGGACAUGUUAGAGCAGGGCUCAAGCAGCAAAGUAACUACAGAAUAUGGAGAAACUGAGAAGGAAAAGCUUGAUCGACAACGGCAGCUUUACAAAUUGCAUUAUCGGUGUGAAGAUUACAAAAGACAAUUGAAAACGGUGACUUUUCGGUGGCAAGAAAACCAAAUGCAGAUUAAAAAGAAAGAAAAAAUCAUUGCAUCACUUAACCAACAAGUAGCUUUUGGAAUCAAUAAGGUUUCCAAAUUACAGCGUCAAAGCCAUGCUAAAGACAAUGAAAUCAAGAACCUUAAAGAGCAACUCUCUAUGAAAAGAUCUCAGUGGGAAAUAGAGAAGCAUAAUCUGGAAAGCACAAUUAAAACAUACUUAAACAAAUUGAAUGCAGAAACUAGCAGAGCUUUAACAGCAGAGGUGUAUUUCUUACAGUGCCGUAGAGAUUUUGGUUUGCUGCAUCUAGAACAGACUGAAAAGGAAUGCCUCAGUCAGCUUGCGAGGGUGACUCACAUGGCAGCAAGUAACUUAGAAUCACUUCAAUUAAAGGCUGCAGUGGACAGUUGGAAUACCAUUGUGACAGAUGUUAGAAACAAGAUUGCAUUCCUCAAGACACAGUACAAUGAACAAAUUAACAAGGUGAAGCAAGGGUUUGCCUUGAGUACCUUGCCUCCAAUCCAGCUUCCUCCACCACCACCCAAUCCUGACAUGCUGAUGCAGCAGUUCUUGGGAAGACCUCUGGUGAAAGAAUCCUUCUAUAGACCCAUACUCAGUGUUCCUCAAAUGUCUGCUGUUUGCCCAGGAGUCAUCUCUGCUACUGGCCAACCUCGAGCCCCCCUGGUGACUGGCAUCGCCUGGACUGUCCCAGCACCUGUGGGAGAGGCUGUUCCCCCCAAUGCAAGUCUGGGAAGUGAGCCCACAGGGACAUGGGAGAGGAUUGUAGACAAACUGAAAACUGCCUUUCCACAACGGACCAGAAAGGAACUUACAGAUUUCUUAAGACAACUGAAGGAUACUCAUGGGAAAUCUUUAUCUGGACUGACAUUUGAUGAAAUUGUUUACAAGAUUUCUCAGCUUAUUGACCCUAAGAGAGCUCAGAAUCAAGGAAAAUCAGUGCCAAAUGGUGGUAAUAAUGUUUCACCCAGCCUUACUCUACCACAGCCUAAUGCUGCCCAGACCCCCAAACAAGCCUGGAGGCCCCUCACUUCACAAAGUCCUGCUACAUGGAAAGGAGCCAAUAAUUUGGAUGAGGAUGAGGAAGAGGAACCUUGUGUGAUCUGUCAUGAAAACCUCUCUCCAGAAAACCUGUCGGUUUUGCCUUGUGCUCAUAAAUUUCACUCUCAGUGCAUUAGACCUUGGUUGAUGCAACAGGGGACAUGUCCAACCUGCAGGCUCCAUGUUUUGCUACCAGAAGAGUUUCCUGGCCACCCCAGUCGGCCCAUGCCUAAGAUCUGAUGUAGAUGAGGGGGUGACUGCUGCGCAAAGGAAGUCCCGUUUUCAGUCUCCAGAACUUAGUUCUGCCUUUUACUGUGAGCUGAUAGUGCAAGUGGUGUGAAGCUAUGUGCUCUUCAGUAGUAUGCAAAAGAAGCUAAUCUCAUCCAAGCUGCAGCCAAAGAGAACAGAAAAGACAAAUCUUCAGGAUUUAUGACCGAAUUGAAAGGCCUUAAAGAAGACAGAAUUUUUAAAGUUACAUUAUAUUUGCACUUAGUGGGUAUUUUCUUCUAAUAUAAACACAACUGUUGGAAUGUAUCUUAGGAUGUCUUCUUUUCCUUCUCAUUCUGUUAACUCUUUAUUUCACCUCACAUAUACAUUUUAAUUUCAUGAAAUAAAUUUAAGCAAAAGCAAAAUAGUCAACAAGUUGGAAAAUUCCAGAUUUCAACAUUCCUUUUUAAUUUUUAACACUUCUUACAAAAAAUAUUAUGGAAUUAUUUCCAUUUUAUCUCAAUUCUGUCCUCUAAAAUACGUACCUAUGAAGAGAUUUUGAGCUACUUCAGGGUGGGGAUCAUACAGUGUUUUAUGUUAGAGCUGACUCACAGAGAUGAUUGUUAAUUUCAGGAAAUUUGUGAACCAGUUAUGAAACUGUUGGUAGGUUGAAAUCUGCCAUAGUAGGAGUAUUUAUACAUAGAAAUUGGCAACUGCUUUAAGUAAGGGACCUCUUAACCGUAGGAAGUAGCUGGUAAACAUCUGCUGGCCCAACACUGGGACCAUGUCUAAUGCACCAGUGUGCCACACAGAAGGUGCAACAUGGCAUUCCCAGAAUUAGAAAUCAGGAGCAGGAAAAGGAAUUUAUGUACAAAGUAAGUCAAUGUCUUACUUUGAAUAAUUGAGAUCUUUUGUUCAAUUGGAAACAUGUUCUUUGGACCUCAAUAAUUUAUAAAUGGGUUGAAUUUUUUUUUCCUGCCUUAAAAUUUUCUAAUUUCACUUUUCAUGCUGCAGGUAAGGGAAUUGUGUGUGGUUACUUUUUGACAUAGUUGAUACCACUGGGCUAAGCAGUGUAUCUCAAGUUUGUUAUUGAGAAUUUUCAUUCUUAAAAGUCAAAAGCCUUCUUUGAAAAUAGUAUUGUGUAAAUGUUGCAAGUGUUGUUCAUGUCUCUAGUGGCAAAAUUAAUUAGGUUACCUUUUAAGAUAAAUGCUACUUGGUUCAUAUUCUUUUUUAUAAACUGAGGAAAUUGAGACUGUGAGUAAGUGUUUCCUCAUGCAACAGUUAUUUUAUUUGUAUAUUUCAGUGUAAAUGUAUCUGGAAGUUGCUUUAAAUCUCCUAUUUCUGUAAUUGUAUGCUAAAGUUUUCUUCUGUAAUGAGAAAUGACCCGAAAAUACAAAGGAAAAUUUUAAAGAAAAAAAAAAAAAGGUGAAGGCCUUCAUCUGGACAUGUAAAAUGGCAAGAAUGUCUUGGAAUUGUGGAAUUGCAAACGUUCUAAGGGCCUUUAAUAAUUAUCUUUGCUAAAAUCUCAAAGUCAUGGUAAUUUAGCAGAUUAUUUUAUGAGGUGAUAUUUCUUAGUUUUUUGUUUACAAUUUCAUUUUCAUGUGCGAAAGAAUAAAUGUUUCUUAAUUGAUCACUUAUUA